Pestalotiopsis fici W106-1 is the source of this 1308-nucleotide messenger RNA. RefSeq lists its product as uncharacterized. The transcript has a single exon. Lineage: Eukaryota; Fungi; Ascomycota; Sordariomycetes; Amphisphaeriales; Sporocadaceae. The record is from RefSeq and is a predicted model, not a curated record. The coding region runs from base 1 to 1308 and encodes 435 amino acids.
AUGGAAUCUAAGACUCUCUCCCCAGGUCGAAUGGUUCAAAACAAGACAUCUUCCUACACCCUGGAGUCACUACACCCUGAUGUUCUCGUGCUUCUUUUAUCGGCCGUGACGUCUCUCGACGAUCUCAGCGCGUGUAUUCACGCUUCUCCUGUCUUAUAUCGGGUCUUUCUCCUAUACAAAACGUCAAUCCUUGUCCGAGUCAGCUAUGGAACCCUUGGGCCCGCUAUCCGAGAUUUACUCAUUCUAGUACGAACCGAGGCGCAGCCAAUCUCUUCCCUGGAAAGCAAAGUUCGUAACCACAUGAUAGAAGAAACGGUGAUCAGUUGGAAGAAGGAACUUUCAAUGGGGGAAAAUCAUUUUCCGACGGGGAUCACCGAGGCCGAAGCCGUACACCUGGCGCGAGUGAAUAGGACGGUUCAGUAUUUUGUCGAACUCUACGCUUCGAUUAGACUUGCCUACUUUGAACGGGAGCUCGGUCUAUCAGCCGGCGGCUGGAGCCUGGGUAUAAGGGAGAGAUAUUACUUAUCGCAGGCUUUUAUCCGUUGCCAAGUUUUGCGCAACCUGUAUGGCCCGCCUGGUCGGCCUCUUUUUGAUGAGCGACUUCUCAUCACCCGCGUCUGGACACUUUUCGAAUCUUGGGAGAUGGAACAGAUAUCGCAAGCCGAUAGCUUCAGCUACGGUCUAUGCAGAGCUUUGGUGUACUGCGAAAAGACGGAGGAGGGAGUUCCGCCGACUCCUGAAUACUGGCAAGCCGCACGUCGCGCACUGCGCGAGGUUGCACCGGGCGGAGGUGCCGUCCAGGAGUAUGCUACCCCGAGGUCGCGGUACUACAAGGACUACUACCCGAAUAUGCAUUCACUACGACGUAGGAUACACGAGUCCACAGCCUCCGACCCGGCCCUCAUGGAUCGAAUUCUGCAAUGGCGCGAUGUAGCCAAUGGCAAGCUCACACGAACGCCCUACAAGUUCCUUCACUAUAGUCAGCAAUUGCAGGCCGGGACGUCGACUCGCCCGCUCGAUUUCCCUUCUGUCCCACGCAACCUUACUACGCCAGUGUCGGCUGAUCCUCCAUGGGGAUGGGUGGAUGCCAUGGCUGGGCGCGGUGCAGAUCGAUGGGGAAGAGACUUGCUUCCCCAGCCACCAAACGGGACCAAGGCUGAUGUCUGGCAAGCCACGGAAAGAAUCUUCGAGGAAUGGAGAUGGGCUGGCUUUGUAUUUUGGGAAAAGGACCGUGCCGAGACCUUGAAGACGAAGGGCUUGCUGGGCGAGAAAAUAGCUACCGGCUGGCUGAUAGCACCGUGGGAAUAA